AUGGAAGAUGCAAAUAUUGAUGAUGAGUUGCAACGCAAACAGACACUAGAACAACAACAGCAGCAGCAGCCACAACAGUCAUAUACUUCCCUUAGUACAACCGAACAUAGUUUAUUAGCAGUUGCCCAAGUGCUAAACAAUCAGGCAGACUUUGGAUUGACCGAGGAGAAGAUCAAGGACGAAAAGUCUUUAGGCGAAGAUGAGCGACUAAUAAAACGACAAAAGACACAAGCUAGUGGACUACAAACCUCGAAAGAGUUGGAGGAACUAAAGCAAAAAGGGACUAAUGAGAGUGAUGAAAAAGGCCCAAAGGAAAAGGAAAAAGACCACGUCUCCAACAGCAGGGACCAACUCGUUCAGCAGGCUCAGAAACAAUUGAAACAACAACAAGAGCAACAGGAGCUGUACUUACACAAAUCAUUAAAGCAACCAGAUGCAAAUGAAAAAAAUGAAUCGGUGUCUUUUGGUGAUCAAUCAACAGCUCAUGCCACAAAGUCACUGCCGUUGCAGGAACAGGAACAGAAUCUACUGUCACAGCUGCAACUGCAACUGCAACUGCAACUGCAACUACAGGGCCGGAAAAACUACUCAUCUUCUGCUAUACCUGCGGACUCUGAAUUGUUUAACACCAAUGCUGCUCAUGCUGCAUAUACGUCUCUUUCCUCACAAUACCAACAUCUGACCCUUGAUCCCACAAGAGCCAUAUUCACCCUGGCAAACCUUUCUGUUCUACCCUUGCCUAUUGUAGCUGCCGACUACUUACCCCCACGUAUACAAUUGCUCAUCAAUACGUUGCCCAGCUUGGAUAAUUUGGCCACGCAGCUACUAAGAAUCGUGGCAAGCUCUUCGUACAAAAAAAUCGUGGAUCUCGCAUCCAGUCCAGAUAGGCCCGAAGGAGCAACAUAUCGGGAUUUGACAUCGUUAUUUGAAUUUACAAAAAGGCUUUAUUCUGAAGAAGAUCCAUUUCUAACCGUGGACCAUAUUGCACCUGGAAUGUGGCAUGUUGGCGAAGUAACUCCACAAGUAUUCAAAAAUAAAGAGCAGAGUAUAGAGUCAACUUUGAGAAAAGUGAAUUUAGCAACUUUUUUAGCAGCUACACUAGGAACGAUGGAAAUUGGGUUUUUUUACCUUAAUGAAUCAUUUUUGGACAUUUUCUGUCCAGCCAAUGACUUGGAUACUAAGAACAGUUUAUCCGAUGUGAAUUAUUCGGAGAACACAUUUUCUUCGUUGGCAACUAGCAUCCAAUCAGGAACAGGUUCAGCUAUUGGAGACAGGAUAGGUAAACUAUUGAAGCCACAGGCGAUGCUUUAUCUAGAUCUUAAGACGCAGGCAUAUAUAUCGGCCAUUGAAGCGGGGGAACGAUCUAGAGAAGAGAUAUUGGAAGAUAUCUUACCUGACAACAUGGCUGAAAUCUUGUUAGCACGACGAAAUGUUUCAAUGCUAUUACCGACCGAACUUGAUUUUGUUGAGCGGUGUAAAUCGAGAAAGCAGUUUUUAUUAAAUUACCAAGAAGAAACACAGCCACCACUUUCUGAGAAUUUCAAAUGGUUCACGUUCUUGAAAGACUUAUUUGAUUAUGUGUCAAAGAAUAUGGGAUAUUUAAUUUGGGGUAAAUCAGGAAAACCAAGCCGGGAAAAGAGAGAUGAGACUCCACUUCGCAGUCAAGAACUAUAUGACAGAAUCAAUGCACAAAUGAACUAUACUGUUAGUAGUAGUACUAGUGGCGGAGGCGGAGGAGCCAAUGAAGAGUCUUCUCAGACCACUGCUGAAAAUGGCAAUGAGGACCAUAGUAAUUUACUCCCAUCGGAAAUAAGGGAGAAACAGAUUAGGGUCAAUGGACACAAGCCAAGUCAAAGGAGACCAUGGACGAGGGAAGAGGAAAAAGCAUUCAAGCAUGCCAUGGAGUUGAAGGGGCCUCAUUGGUCGGCAAUAUUAGACCUAUUUGGCAAAGGAGGAAAAAUAAACGAAAGUUUGAAAAAUAGAAGUCAAGUUCAGCUUAAGGACAAGGCAAGAAACUGGAAAGUGUUUUAUUUGAAGAACGGAAUGGAUAUACCUCAUUACUUAAGAAGUGUUACUGGUGGACUAGAUGAUAAGUAUAAGCGAAGUAUUUCAAGAGCAGAAAAAACAGCAGCCGCACCUAUUCCAAAUGUGCAAAGACAAAAUCAACAAGAAAAUCAACGACAGGACCCUGUCAAUCAUAACAAUACACAAACACUAGAAAAGAGCUAA
Messenger RNA from Lodderomyces oxycetoniae, 2229 nucleotides. RefSeq names its product Tbf1p (gene TBF1). The record is from RefSeq and is a predicted model, not a curated record. Gene Ontology annotation, molecular function: double-stranded telomeric DNA binding; protein homodimerization activity. NCBI's taxonomy places the organism in Eukaryota, Fungi, Ascomycota, Pichiomycetes, Serinales, Debaryomycetaceae. Gene Ontology annotation, biological process: telomere maintenance via telomere lengthening. The transcript has a single exon. The coding region runs from base 1 to 2229 and encodes 742 amino acids.